Arachis duranensis is the source of this 777-nucleotide messenger RNA. Its product is annotated as glutaredoxin-C9. The coding region runs from base 165 to 641 and encodes 158 amino acids. The record is from RefSeq and is a predicted model, not a curated record. NCBI's taxonomy places the organism in Eukaryota, Viridiplantae, Streptophyta, Magnoliopsida, Fabales, Fabaceae. The transcript has a single exon.
UCCAUAAAGCAUAGCCAUAUAAGUACCAUAAAACCAUAACCAUAACCAAAACCUACCCACUUCAUAACCACAUACAUACACAUUCAUAUCUGCUUGCUUCUUCUCAUCACAUUUAAUUUGUGUACUCAUCAUCCAAAUUUAAAGCCCAUAUUAUCAAUUUCGUCAUGCAUCAAGCAAUUCCAUACAGGUCAUGGACUACCCACUUCACCCCACAGCCAUUAAAUAUCAUCCAUUCCCAACCCAUUGAUAACAACAACAACAACAAUAAUACCCUCUCUUUUCUCUUCUCUCCCAAAAAGGAUCUCGCUAGUAAAGAUUCCGAGAAGAUGGUUCAUGACAUGGUGUCAGAAAAUGCGGUGAUAGUAUUCGGGAGGCGGGGAUGCUGCAUGAGCCAUGUGGUGAAGCGCUUGCUUUUGGGGCUCGGCGUCAACCCGGCAGUUUACGAGGUGGAAGAGAAAGACGAAGAAGGCGUGGCAAGAGAACUCGAAGCAAUCGGCGGCGGCGGCGAUAACAACAAGGUUCAGUUUCCAGCUGUGUUUAUAGGUGGAAAGUUGUUUGGAGGGUUGGAUCGUAUCAUGGCCACUCAUAUUUCUGGUGAAUUGGUUCCCAUUCUCAAACAAGCUGGGGCCCUAUGGCUAUGAUCAUUGAGGCCUCAUUCUCCAUUAGUAUUUUUUUCGCUGCUGCUUAAUUUAUUUCCCUACUUGUAUUUUGCAAACUGUAAUUGAUUGAAAUCAUCACAACGUGAAGCUCUCAAUUUGGUUAUUUUGAAAACGUAAA